AUGGAGAGUUAUGCCAUCUACGUGUACAAGGAGAUAAAGCAGGACCACCCCGACAUCGGCAUCUCCUCCAAGGCCAUGAGCAUCAUGAAACUCCAUCGUCAAUGA
Molecule: messenger RNA, 105 nt
Organism: Staurois parvus
Lineage: Eukaryota; Metazoa; Chordata; Amphibia; Anura; Ranidae
Source: the annotation of a GenBank genome assembly